Molecule: messenger RNA, 1224 nt
Organism: Penicillium waksmanii
Lineage: Eukaryota; Fungi; Ascomycota; Eurotiomycetes; Eurotiales; Aspergillaceae
Exons: 1
Coding region: 1-1224 (407 amino acids)
Source: RefSeq, a predicted model, not a curated record
AUGCAGUAUUCAGUGAUCUGCCGCUUUGCGCUUGCUCUCUUUUCGAUAUCAGUGCCUCUUGUUAGCGGUGCCGACUCUCGUUCCUGCACAGGGAAUAAAAGGUUAAACGCCGGAGAUUUUACUCUCAAAGAAUCAGCCGACAAUACCCAUCUAUCUGCUCUUGCAAAACAUUUUGAGGGUACGGGGAAGAAUGUCAGUGUCACGGCUGUCUUCGAAUCGGCAAAUAGAGUCCUGAACAAGGGGUCACCCUCUGUUGGAACGGGAUCCCCAUCAGAAGCAUGGGCAUGGAAUUCGGGUGACUACAAGACUACCAAAUGGGUACCACAAGGAAUCACCAGUUCUGCAGAUGCUCUUGGAGCUGGAAAGUGGAAUGACCACGAAGCCUGGAUCGUUAGCUGGCAUCGUGACGAUGGGGACAGUGUUCGCCUCAGCUUCGUGGAUCGUAAAACGCACGAAUAUCGCCAUGUUCUCCUGGUUUACCCUACAGCCGAUGACGACUUCAAGGAGAUUGCUAUCCAUGCCGGUGGUAUUAUGUGGUACGGUGAUGUUCUCUUCGUCGUGGACACCAAUAUUGGUAUUCGGGCUUUUGACCUGAACAACAUCUGGGAGGUUGACAUUGCGGAUCCUGUUGGCAAGAACGGCGACGGUUUCUCUGCUGCUGGAUACAAAUAUGUUCUGCCUCAAGUCCGGUUAGUAGUAUUUUCUAGUAGGAUAGUUCGCCAUUCGAUUUAUACUUACAAAAUUCCUAGCUACUACAAAUGGACCCCUGGCGACUCGUCUCCGUUCCGCUUUUCAUGGAUGUCUCUUGACCGCAGCGACUCUCCCGAUACUCUCCUGGUUGGCGAGUUCGUACGUGAUGGUGAAAAAUAUAAAAAUGGCGAUGAUGUGCCCAUUCGACUUGUCAAAUACGAGCUCGACUCGACCACUCGCCGCCUUCGCACUGAUGACAAGGGCAUAGCCACUUCAAGCUGGGCCCAUUGUGUUGAUAUUCUCCGCAUGCAAGGUGGUGUCUCAUAUAAUGGCAAGUUCUAUCUCAGCCGGAGCAAUGGUCGAGAUCCCAAGGCCGGUGACCUUUUCACCUGGGAAGAGGGCAAGGCAGCGCAACAAUUUCCUGGUUGGUUCAUGGCUGGGAACGAAGACCUUAGCUUCAAUCCCGUGCGAAAGGAGUACUACACAGUUACCGAGUAUGAUGGUGGACGUUACAUCCUGUCCUACAAGGCAUGA